Messenger RNA from Laccaria bicolor S238N-H82, 954 nucleotides. RefSeq lists its product as uncharacterized. The transcript has 2 exons. NCBI's taxonomy places the organism in Eukaryota, Fungi, Basidiomycota, Agaricomycetes, Agaricales, Hydnangiaceae. Bases 1 to 954 code for a protein of 317 amino acids. The record is from RefSeq and is a predicted model, not a curated record.
AUGCCCAAUCUUACAUCUCGAUCAUUGACGUCAAUACCGACGUCUUCCACGGUGUCGAACGAAACGUUGCGUGAGAUUGCGGCAUCAACACUGGCCAAAGUCGAGGCGGGUUCAUAUGAGGCUGAGGAUGGGGCGGUCUACGAUCUUAAGGAAAGCGUCAAUUACAUGAAAGAACACACGACCUUCUACCCUCCAAAUUCUGACCUGGGCGAUUGGGCUGGUGUCACUCCAAGCACCACAACGGCAGUCACCCAGAUAUUGCUGGCGGAAUGCUCAACAUUGGAAGGAACACGAAAUCUUUACGAAUCCUUGCUUUUGGAUCCCUCUGAGAACAAGAGAAUUGGUGUUCUCAAUUUUGCCUCAGCUAAGAACGCUGGUGGAGGCUUCAUUAGGGGAGCUCAAGCUCAGGAAGAAUCGAUUGCUCGGUCAUCUUCGCUGUAUCCCAGCUUGAUAAAUGAGGAAGGGGCUAAAUUCUAUCGAAUCCACAACAAGGACCCUCGGGAAGGUUAUUACAGUCACGCUAUGAUUUAUUCUCCCAGAGUCGUCUUCUUCCGCGACGAUCUGGGAAAUUGGAAAAGUCCAAUCGAGGUGGACAUCGUGACUAGUCCCGCCGUCAACGCUGGUGUUGUCCGCCGAUAUUUGCGUGAAAUUGGGAGUGCGGACGAGAGUAAAUUGGAUGCGGCGAUGAAGGAGCGGAUGGCGAGGAUUCUCUACCUCUUCGAGAAACAAGGGAUGAGGAACCUGGUUCUUGGAAGCUUUGGAACUGGUGUUUUCAGAAACAGGGUUGAACUCGUCGCCAGUAUCUGGACCGAGCUUUUAAUCGGGGAGGGUGCCCGAUUUAAACACUCGUUUGAUCAUGUGAUCUUUGCGAUAUUAGGCCACCAGACUUUCAAGACUUUCGAGACGAUCUUCGGCGAGGCAUCCGCAGUAAAGGUGGAUGCGGUGAUAGGGUGA